AUGCGGACGGCGCUGCUCGUCGCGCUACUCUGCUCCGCAAGAGCGACAAAACCCGCCGCGCCCUUCGACGUCGCGGACGAGGCCGCCGCCGCCGCGGGCCUCGAGUGCCCGGGCGCCGACGUCGCCGACGUCGCCGCGCGCGUCGAAAAGCUCGGCGCGAACGCGUCGACCGCGGCCGUGGAGCGCGUCCUCGAGGCCGCGGUCGCCGCGAGCGCCCACGCGCGCGCGCACCGCCGCGUCGCGCUCGCCGCGCUUCCGGCGCCGGCGGCCUCGCUCGCGCUCGACGGGGUGCUCUACCGGGGCGCCGUCGCCGCGCACGCGGCCGCCGUCGCGGCCGUCGACCGCAAGUGCGGCGGCGGCUUCCCCGUCGCCGCCGAGGCGCGGCUCCUCGCGGCGCUCGGCGCGGCCGUCGACCGCGCGUGCGGGGUCGACGGCGCGCCGCCGCUCCUCGCGCGGCUCUGCCGCUUCCGCAAGACCCAGGAACGCGCGGUCGUGCAGGCCGUCAACGCGCUCGCCGAGGAGUUCAAGGUGAAGCUCCGCUACGCCGUCGAGGCGCGGAUCCUGAGCCAGGGCGGCACGGUCCAGUCCAUCCUCCGCGAGGCCUUCCUCUUCUGGGACUCGGACGCGUCCGGCGAGCUCAACGUGCGCGAGUUCAUGGGCGCCAUGAACCGCGUGGGCAUGGACAUGAGCGAGAUGCACGCGCGGCAGAUCGUCCGCUACUACGACCGCAAGGGCAACCGCGGCCGCUUCGGCGACGGCGAGAUCCACUACAUGGACCUCGUCGACGAGAUCGCCAAGGCCGUGCCCCACUUCAUCUCCCACCCCGUGCCCAAGCGGGCCGCGGGCCCGCCGCCGAGCGCCCGGGCCGACGGCGACGUCGCCGUCGCGCUGCCGCCGUCCAUCGCGGAGUCGAAGGACCGCCUGAGGGCCGCCGUGCUCCGCGCCGCGCCCAAGACGCGCGCCGCCAAGGGCGGCCAGCCCAUCCCGCCCCGGGACCUGCUCCACGGCACGCUGCUGCGCAUCGACAAGGCGGGCUCCGGCGCGGCGACGGCCAAGGACCUGGCGAGGCUCGCGCGCGAGCUCCGCGCGCCUCUCAACGACCGGGAGCUCCAGGCUGUGCCGAAACCAACCACUGGUUUGGGUGCUCGGCUCCGGGAGCUCGUGACGUGGUACGACGUCUCCGGGUCGAACACGCUCCCCUACGCGGCGCUCGUCGAGGACUGCUUCCCGCGCGGCGCCGGGGCCCGCGGGUACGCCGGCGCCGCGCCGCUGCCCAUGAUCUCCGCGUCCGCGCCGCCGACGCCGAGCAGCGGCAUGUCCACGUCCCGGCGCAAGAUGGCCAAGAUCAACGCGGAGAAGGCGACGAUCGAGAAGCGGCUGCGCCAGCUCCAGGAGCAGCAAAAGGCCCAGAAGGCCUAG
Molecule: messenger RNA, 1419 nt
Organism: Aureococcus anophagefferens
Lineage: Eukaryota; Pelagophyceae; Pelagomonadales; Pelagomonadaceae
Exons: 5
Coding region: 1-1419 (472 amino acids)
Molecular function (GO): calcium ion binding
Source: RefSeq, a predicted model, not a curated record